Colossoma macropomum (tambaqui) is the source of this 13461-nucleotide messenger RNA. RefSeq names its product furry homolog a (Drosophila) (gene frya). The record is from RefSeq and is a predicted model, not a curated record. The coding region runs from base 1098 to 10343 and encodes 3081 amino acids. Gene Ontology annotation, cellular component: cell cortex; site of polarized growth. Lineage: Eukaryota; Metazoa; Chordata; Actinopteri; Characiformes; Serrasalmidae. The transcript has 62 exons. Gene Ontology annotation, biological process: cell morphogenesis; neuron projection development.
CAUGACGUGUUCUUAAACCACAGAAUUGUUCUCUCCUUUGUGCUCUUGAGUGUGUGGAUUCUGUUCUUCCCCAAGAAUGAAUCUCCAAUAAGAAAACAUUGGUGAAUAUCAGGUUCUUUGUAAAAACUGCGGAAGUGGGCUUUGAGAAAAAUUUUCUUCUUAAGAACGUUUGAUGAAUGAGAAUGGUUGGUGAAUGGUAGGCCUAUUGUACUGGCCACCCCAAAGUCCAGACCUCAACAUCAUUUAAUGGGUUGGGAAGUAUUAGUAUUGUGAAAGGCAAAAAAUGCAGCCAACUUCUAUGACUGAACUUUGGAGAUGAUAUUAUAUUUAGUUGUUGAGGCUUUUGUGAAAUGUAAAUAUAUCUUUUCUGCUUAACCUAAUGCUGAAAAAUGAAUAGCGUGUACUAAAUGGCUUAUUUGACAGGAAGCUAAAUAAAUGAAUUGUGGUCUCUGACGUGAACCGUACUGUAUGUAGGUAGAUCUGGAUAUUAAACAAUGAUAUACUAGUUGACGUUCUUGGCUCAAGUUAAACAUCUAAAUGUCCUGCCUGUAGUGCUGUGUGUUGGAGACGGCAUGCUCAGUUCAGCCGUGUGGAAUUCAGCUGACUUGAGGAAAUGGCUUGUUUGUGAUAGCUGCGAGUUAGAGGGAGUUUCUGAAAGUUAUAUACACUCCGCCUGACCACACUUCCUCCCUGUGAACAGAACACAACCCCUCUCUCUCUCUCUCUCUCUCUCUGCUAAAAGGGGGACGGCCCAGUUAUUCUCCACCUGCCCAUUUCUAUGAGGAGCACUGUAACUGGCUAAACUGCCCUGACAAGUGCAGGGAGGGUUAAAACACACCAGCCUGUAUCUUUUCAUAGCGCUCAUAUAUAAACACACACACACACACACACACACACAAAACAUGCACACCCUCAUGAGCGACCGCACGGGAUAAAGACACAACUCUCUCUCCAAGGAGAAGUGAAAGAAAGAGCGUGAAAACAGAAAAAGAGAGAGAGAAAGAGGGAGAAGAAAUAAAGCAGGAGGGCUGGAACCGACCCCAAUGCUCCCAAAGAGCAAGCGCUGAAGGACAGUGUUGGCACAGCGCCAGCCGGACAUGCCGGACCCGGAGCAGCUGGACUCCUCCGCAGAGCAGGAUGGGGUCAUUCUGGAUCGAAUGGCCAGCCUGCCUGCAGACCUGCUGCUGACCAGCGACUUACGCGGGAAGUUUAAGAAGAUGCGCUCUAAGAAGAGGCCCACCAUUCUGGCAUCCUCUCCUGGAUACAGUAAGCCUCCAGUGGCCCCAGUGUGCUGUGCCCAGGGUGAGAAAGGACCCCCGGCCAUGAUGCCCAUCAGCGUUGACCCUGAGAGCCGGCCGGGCGAGUAUGUCCUCAAAAGCCUCUUCGCCAACUUCACCACCCACUCGGAGCGAAAGAUACGGAUAGUCAUGGCCGAGCCACUGGAGAAGCCAUUAACAAAGUCACUGCAGAGAGGAGAGGAUCCGCAGUUUGACCAAUUGAUCAGCACUAUGAGUUCUCUGGCGGAGUACUGUCUGCCCUCUAUCCUCCGCACACUGUUUGACUGGUACAAGAGGCAGAACGGAGAGGAGGACGAGUCCCACGAGUACAGACCACGCUCUAACACAAAGUCCAAAAAUGAUGAACAGCAGAGGGAUUAUUUACUGGAGAGGAGAGAUCUGGCCAUCGACUUCAUCUUCUCACUCGUACUCAUAGAAGUUCUCAAACAGAUGCCUCUCCACCCAGUCCUCGACACUUUGGUCCAGGAAGUCAUUAACUUGGCUUUUAAGCACUUUAAAUACAAAGAAGGGUACCACGGUCCCAACACUGCAAACAUGCACAUUGUGGCAGAUCUCUAUGCAGAAGUCAUAGGAGUCUUAGCGCAGGCAAAGUUCCCUGCAGUGAAGAAGAAGUUUCUGAGUGAGCUGAAGGAGCUCCGUCAGAAGGAGCAGAACCCAUACGUGGUCCAGAGCACCAUCAGCCUCAUCAUGGGCCUCAAGUUCUUCAGGGUGAAGAUGUACCCUGUUGAAGAUUUCGAGGCUUCGUUUCAGUUCAUGCAGGAGUGCGCGCAGUAUUUCUUGGAAGUGAAAGACAAAGACAUCAAGCAUGCACUGGCCGGCCUCUUCGUGGAGAUUUUAGUGCCCGUAGCAGCGGCUGUGAAGAACGAGGUAAAUGUCCCUUGUCUGAGGAACUUUGUGGAAAGCUUAUAUGAUACAACGCUGGACCUGUCGACUCGAAAGAAACACUCUCUGGCUCUGUACCCGCUGGUGACGUGUUUGCUGUGUGUCAGCCAGAAGCAGCUCUUCCUCAACAGAUGGCACGUCUUCCUCAGUAACUGCCUCUCCAACCUGAAGAGUAAGGACCCGAAAAUGGCCCGAGUAGCGCUGGAGUCUCUGUACCGCCUGCUGUGGGUCUACAUGAUCCGCAUCAAGUGUGAAAGCAACACUGCGACACAGGGCCGCCUGAACAACAUCGUCACCACCCUGUUCCCCAAGGGGUCCCGCAGCGUGGUGCCUAGAGACAUGCCUCUUAAUAUCUUUGUCAAAAUCAUUCAGUUUAUUGCACAGGAAAGACUUGAUUUUGCCAUGAAAGAAGUCAUUUUCGACCUGCUGUGUGUUGGAAAACCUGCAAAAGCCUUUAGUCUUAAUCCAGAGAGGAUGAAUAUCGGUCUCCGAGCAUUCCUGGUUAUAGCUGAUAAGCUGCAGCAGAAGGACGGAGAGCCGCCCAUGCCGAACACUGGAGCCACUCUGCCCUCAGGAAACACGCUGCGUGUCAAAAAAACCUACCUGAGCAAAACCCUCACUGAGGAAGAGGCCAAAGUUAUAGGAAUGUCCCUCUAUUAUUCCCAAGUACGGAAAGCCAUUGACAACAUCCUGAGACAUUUGGAUAAAGAAGUGGGUCGCUGUAUGAUGCUCACCAACGUCCAGAUGCUCAAUAAAGAACCAGAGGACAUGAUAACCGGUGAGAGGAAGCCGAAGAUUGACCUGUUUAGGACGUGUGUGGCUGCCAUCCCACGCAUUCUGCCUGAUGGCAUGAGCAAGCUGGAGCUCAUUGACCUGCUGGCACGGCUGACCAUCCACAUGGAUGAUGAGCUGCGCUUGAUAGCCCAGAAUUCCCUUCAGAGUCUGCUGGUGGACUUCUCAGACUGGAGAGAGGAGGUUCUGCUGGGCUUUAGCAGCUUCCUGCUGCGCGAGGUUCAGGACACACACCAGGCCCUGCUGGACUCCUCCAUCAAACUGCUCCUGCAGCUCCUCACACAGUGGAAACUGGCCCUGCUCGCGUCCAGCAAGAGCCUGGACACGGCUAAGAUCUGCUCUGCUGAGUUAUUGCAGGGGGGCUCCAGCUCCAGGCUUGUUCCAGAGCGUGCUCCUCACUCUGCAGUGCUACAUGCUCUGGAGGGUUUGGCUCUGGUACUGCUGUGCUCUUGCCACACGGCCACACGCAAACUGGCUGUGGCCAUCCUCCGAGAGGUCCGCCUCAUCCUCCUGACCACCGGACACAGUGAGGAGGAUGAGCGGCCCAUGCUGGACGUGCUGGAUCAGGUGAGCCCGGUGGUCCUGGAGAGUUUCGCCCAUGUGGUGAGGGACUCGAUGUCGGUGCCAGUGGGCCAGCAGGCUGACCUGCAGUGGCUGGUGGAGUGGGGCGGGGGGCUCCUCAGCAGUCACUAUGACGUCCUCAGCCCAUCGAGGGUGUGGGUGGUGGCUCAGUCGGUGCGGGACCCCUGGGCCCUGUGCCUCUUCAGCCUGCUGAGACAGGAGCACUUGCCCAAACACUGCCCCACAGCCCUGAGCUACGCCUGGCCCUACGCCUUUACCCGCCUGCAGCUGCUCAUGCCUCUGAUAGAGCCUAGCAACCCUGCUAAUGCUAAGAAGACGAGUGCAGCAGGCUCAGGUGACAGCUUCGUCUCUCUGUGGAGGAACUACCUAAUCCUGUGCUUCGGUGUGGCCAAGCCGAGCAUUAUGAGUCCUGGCCACCUCCGAGCCUCCACGCCUGAGAUUAUGACCCCGACCAGUGACAGCAGCAGCGGCUACGACAACAAAGUUGUUGGGACUCCGUCAGUAGCGUGGCUCCUGAAGCAGCUGGUUCCUCUGAUGCGCUCUGAAAGCAUUGAGAUCACCGAGGCACUGGUGCUGGGCUUCGGCCGCACAAACUCUCUGGUGUUCAGAGAGCUGAUAGAAGAACUGCAUCCUUUGAUGAAGGAAGCUUUGGAAAGAAGGCCAGAGAAUAAGAAGCGCAGGGAGAGGAGAGAUCUACUGAGGCUGCAGCUGCUCCGGAUCUUUGAGCUGCUGGCCGACUCUGGUGUCAUCAGCGACAGCACUAAUGGAGCACUGGAACGGGAUACUCUUGCUUUAGGCGCUCUCUUUCUGGAGUACGUAGAUCUGACCAGGAUGCUUCUGGAAGCUGAGAAUGAUAAAGACGUGGAGAUUCUCAAAGACAUCCGAGCCCACUUCAGCGCCAUGGUGGCCAACCUCAUACAAUGUGUGCCUGUGCACCAUCGCCGAUUCCUCUUCCCCCAGCAGAGCUUGCGCCAUCACCUCUUCAUCCUCUUCAGCCAAUGGGCCGGCCCCUUCAGCAUCAUGUUCACGCCCCUGGAUCGAUAUAGCGACAGGAAUCAUCAGAUUACGAGAUACCAGUACUGCGCCCUGAAGGCCAUGUCCACUGUGCUUUGUUGUGGCCCUGUGUUUGACAACGUGGGCCUCUCUCCAGACGGAUACCUCUACAAGUGGCUGGAUAACAUCCUGGCCUGCCAGGAUCUGCGGGUGCAUCAGCUGGGCUGUGAAGUUGUGGUUCUGCUGCUGGAAUUGAACCCGGAUCAGGCCAAUCUGUUCAACUGGGCUGUCGACCGCUGCUACACUGGCUCCUACCAGCUGGCGUCGGGCUGCUUCAAAGCUAUUGCCACAGUCUGCGGAAGCAGGAAUUACCCUUGUGACAUUGUGACGUUAUUGAACCUCAUCCUCUUCAAAGCGUCAGAUACCAACAGGGAGAUCUAUGAGAUUUCUAUGCAGCUAAUGCAGAUUUUGGAGACUAAGCUGUGUGUAUAUUCUAAGAGGAUACUAGAGGAGAGGAGUAGCAGUUUGCUAUACGGCACCCAUGGACCUUUGCCACCCCUCUACACCCUCUCUCUGCCACAGCUCUCUGCCCAGCUCGCCCGGAUGUACCCAGAACUCACCCUGCCCCUGUUCUCAGAGGUCAGUCAGAGGUUUCCCACCACUCACCUGAAUGGCAGGCAGGUGAUGCUGACCUACCUGCUGCCGUGGCUCAGGAACAUUGAGCUGGUGGAUGGAGGUCUGCUGCCGGCCACCUCCAGCCCCUCCCACCGAGUGGAGGAGAGGAAGAGGCGGGGCUCCAGCAUGGCCCCACCCUCCUCUCACCUCCCAGGCUUGGGCUGGGGCUCCCCGCAGGCCACCGCCCUCGUCCUCAACAACCUCAUGUACAUGACUGCCAAGUAUGGAGAUGAUGUGCCGGGUGCCGAGAUGGAGAACGCGUGGACGGCUCUGGUGUGUAACGAGAAGUGGAGCAGUAACCUGCGCACGGCCCUGCAGUUCCUCAUCAGCCUGUGCGGGGUCAGCAGUGACACCCCCCUCCUGCCGCACAUGAAGAAGGUGGUGAUCUAUCUGUGUAGGAGCAGCACCACUCAGACGAUGGCGGAGCUGCUGUUUGAGCUGCAGCAGACUGACCCAGUUAAUCCUGUAGUUCUGCACUGUGAUAAUCCGCCGUUCUACCAUUUCUCUGCCACCAGCAAGAUCUCCACUGUGACCUCCGGUACAGAAAACCUGUCUGCACAUCUAUACAGAACGCAGGCUGAAUGUACAACAUCCAGCAGCAACACAGUUGUUGCUGGCCAAGAAAAUAUCCCAGACACUGAUGACACGAAAGUAGCCAAGGAGAAUGAGGACAGGCUGAGCAGUAUAAUGAGGGCCCAUAACCGACUGGAAUCUCGCUACAGCAACAGCUCCGGAGGCUCUUACGAUGAGGAAAAAAGUGAGCCCCUCCCGCUGUAUGCUGGUUGGCUGCUGAACAUUCUGGAGACCAAUCAGCCGCUCCCUUUGCCCAUGCCUGUUAAUGGAGGCUGCUGGGCACCUCUGGUGGACUAUCUGCCCGAAACAGUCACUCCAAGAGGACCACUGCACAGGUGUAAUAUAGCAGUGAUCUUUAUGACGGAGCUGGUGAUUGACCACAGUGUGAGAGAGGACUGGGCCUUACAUCUGCCCCUGCUGCUUCACGCUCUGUUUCUGGGUAUGGAUCACUGUAGGCCGGAGGUGUUUGAGCACUGUAAGCGUCUACUCCUGCACCUGCUGCUGUCUCUCUCCUGCAGCCGCAGUUUCCCUCUCCUCGCCUCCGUCCUGCUGCAGAGCCACGACGCCACCAGCACCAAAAGCCUCACCAUCCGGCCCAGCUACCAGCCCGACUUCUUCUACACAGGUGGCGUUGAUUUCCUGAGGGAUGGUCAGGCCUCCCCGGUGCCGGAUUCUGGCCUGAGCUCAUCCUCCACAUCCUCCAGCCUGAGUCUGGGGGGCAGUAACAGUAACCUGCCGCACCUGUCCCACGAGGAGUCCGACCCUCUGGAGAGCAGCACUGAGGCAGAGGAGAAAAGCAGCAAACUUGUAGAGUUUCUCACUACCAGGCCAUUUGGUCCUUUGUGGUGCCAUGAAGACAUCACGCCUAAACAUCAGCACUCCAAAAGCACUGAGCAGCUCACUAACUUCCUUCGCCAUGUGGUGUCUGUCUUGAAAGAGUCCAAAUCAGACGUACGUCUGGAGCAGCAGCUGAGUGACGUGGCUCUGCAGACGGCUCUGUGCAGCUCCUCCAGGCACUACGCUGGCCGAUCGUUCCAGGUAUUCCGGGCGCUGAGGCAGCCUCUGUCUGCGCUGGCCGUGUCAGAUCUGCUCUCGCGUCUGGUGGAGGUGGUGGGGGAGCACGGAGAGGAAGUACAGGGUUAUGUGAUGGAGCUGCUUCUGACCCUUGAAUCAGUGGUUGACAACCUUGCAGAGUGCCUCAAGAACAAUGAUUUAAUGGCUCUUCUCACAAGGGCUCCUUCUCCAGACCUGCUGAACAAUGGUAAGCUCUUGUUCAACCGGAAGAGCACCAGCCAGCUUGACUUGGUCCCUGGCACAGGGACUGCAUCUGAAAGAAUCCGCCACCAGCGGAGCUACUCUGUACCCAAGCGCUUCGGUGAGGCCGAGCGUUCCUCUGAGGUUCCUCGCAGUGCCACGCUGGACCGCAUCAAUGCCUGCACCCACCAGCACCAGGGCAACCUGUCCAGGCUCCGCUCACACUCCUCCACCUCUUCCAGGGACAACGUGGUCUCCACCAAUCCAGCCAACGCUAACCACCCCCGCAACCUGCUGGCCACCAUCUUCUGGGCGGCCGUGUCCCUUAUGGAGUCAGACUUUGAAUUUGAGUACCAGAUGUCACUGCGCUUGCUGGGGAAGCUGUUCACCCAUGUCUCUCUAGACAAGCAGGAGAACAAGGAGAAGCUGGAGAAGAUCCAGAGCCAGCUAAGGUGGAGUGGAUUUUCCGGGCUCCAUCAGCUCCUGCUGAAGGGCUUCACCUCGGCCGGCACCACAGAGCUCACACUGCAACUUUUCUCUCAGCUCACACCCGUCUCCCGCCUGCCUGUGGUGGACACCUCGCAGGCCAUAGGUUUCCCGCUGAAUGUGCUCUGCCUCCUCCCUCACCUGGUGCAGCACUUUGACUGUCCAACGCAGUUCUGUAAGGACGUGGCUGAGAGGAUCGCUCAGGUCUGCAUUGAUGAAAAGAACGCCAAGCUGUCCAACCUAGCGCACGUGAUGACUCUGUACAAAACCCACUCGUACACCCGCGACUGCUUCUCCUGGGUCAACGUGGUGUGUCGCUACCUGCAUGAAGCCUUCAGUGAAAACACCGUCAGCAUGGUCACCUACAUGGCAGAGUUGUUGGAGAAGGGGCUUCCCAGCAUGCAGCAGAGUCUCCUGCAGAUCAUCCACAGUCUGCUUACUCACAUGGACCUGAGCGGCAUCCAGGCCAAGCCCUUCAACAUGGAGGUGCUCAAGACCAUCGAGAAGUUUGUACAGACGGUACACUGGAAGGAAGCUCUGAACAUUUUGAAGCUUGUGGUGUCCCGCUCGGCCAGCCUGGUCCUGCCCUCGUCCCCUCCCAGCAGCAGCAGUGCUGUGUCCCAUGUGGAGAUCAGCCGAGUGUGGGACACAGCGUCCAAAUCACUUCCCGGCAAAACACUGGACUUCCACUUUGACAUCUCAGAAACACCUGUGAUUGGCCGGCGGUAUGACGAGCUGCACGGUUCCCCAGGCCGGGAUGGUAAGGUGAGGGGUGUGGCUGCGGUGACCCGCAGCACCUCCUCCACCUCCUCCGGCUCCAACAACAAUAACCACGCCCUUGUCCCUGUCAGCUGGAAACGCCCUCAGUCCUCUCAGAAGAGAACGCGAGAGAAGCUGGUGAACGUGUUGACCCUGUGUGGACAAGAAGUGGGGCUGACAAAGAACCCUUCGGUGAUCUUCUCGUCCUGUGGGGAGCUGGAUCUGAUUGAUCACCAGCCCAGUCUGGUCUCCUCAGAGGACAGCACUCGGGACCCGGACAACAUGGAUGACACAGCGUCUGAACAGCAGUUCCGGGUCUUCAGGGAUUUUGACUUCUUAGACGUGGAGCUGGAAGAUGGAGAGGAGCUACAGGGUGAGACGGUGGACAGUUUUAACUGGGGAGCACGGAGACGCUCCAUGGACAGCCUGGACCGAAUGGAGCCACAGCCUCUGGAAGAGGACAGUCGGCUGUCCGGCAGUUCGCCCAGCCUGGGACCCAUCGCUCGAGAUGACUCGGACGAGUCUUCGGAAGAAGACUCGCUCACUGUCAGCCACAUCCUGUCCACCUCACAGCUAAAUGUCAGCAUGUCCCCCACCGAGCAGGUGAACCACAUGGACUCUCUGUCCGCCUCCCUAGAUGCCACUUCAGCUGAGCCCCUCUCUCUGCCCACCCCAGUGCCCAGCCUCAGCGCCAGCCUGCCCGAGGAUUCAACCCCGCGGACUGAACUAUCAGCAGAAGAUGAGGGCGCAAGCAUUCAUGAGGAUGAAAUCUCUCUCUGCAUUAAUGAGCUUCCCUCAGCUUUCAGCCACUCUGACAGCAUAACGCUGGACAUUCCUGGGGACGUCAAGGGAGAUGUGGAGUCAGAGUCCAGCUGUUUACCCAGUCUCCACUCCUGCAGUGGCUUUGGGGAGCAGCCCAGUCUCAUGUUAGCUGAGGAGGAAAAAGACGAUCUCCUGCUGGAGUCUCGUUCUUCCUCUCCUCCUCCGUCCCCAUUCUUCUCUGCCAUCCUGGCUGCCUUCCAGCCGGUAGUGUGUGACGAUGCUGAGGAGGCCUGGCGCACUCACCUGAACCAGCUGGUGGCUGACACGGAUGGCUCCUGCGCUGUCUACACCUUCCAUGUCUUCUCUUCACUGUUCCAGAGUAUCCAGACCAAGUUCUGUGCCUUGACCUGCGAUGCUGCUAGUUAUCUUGGAGAAGGCCUCCGCGGAAUAGGAGCCAAAUUUAUAAGGUCGUCGCAGAUGUUGACGGCGCACUCAAAGUGCCCCACUCUGUUCAUAGAUGCUGAUACAAUUGUCUCCUACGGACUGCUAGAAAAAAUGAAGUUCAGUGUUUUGGAGCUGCAGGAGUAUCUGGAUACCUACAACAACAGAAAAGAGGCAGCCAUCUCAUGGCUACGGAACUGCAAGGCUACCUUCACCAAAGGCUCUGGGGAUGGGGUGAUCACAUACCAGCCUGCUGAGACUGAAGAAAAGCAACUGGAGCUGUGUCAACGACUCUACAAACUCCACUUUCAACUGCUUCUGCUUUAUCAGUCUUACUGUAAACUGAUCGGUCAGGUGCACGCUAUCAGCGCCGUCCCAGAGCUCGUGAACAUGUCAAAGGAGCUUAAUGAUCUGAAGAGUAACCUGCGGGCGGCGGCAGCUUCAGUGGCAGGAGAGCAGGCAGCCCAGGGCAGUGAGCAGUCCUCCGCGCCCUGCUUCAGCUCCUCAGAGGCGGCGGUGCAGGCCAUACUGGAGAGUCUGAGGAACAACGAGUUCUCCACAGCCAUCCGCUACAUUCAGGAGUGCAGGAGGAUGUGGCCAAGCGACAUUUUCGGCAGCAGCUCGGAGAACGAGACCCAGACUCUGCUGAACAUCUAUUUCCGGCACCAGACGCUGGGGCAGACGGGCACGUUUGCUCUAGUGGGCUCCAGGCAGGACCUGUCCGAGGCCUGCGCGCGGCUGACGGAGCUCAACUGCGAGAUCCGGGACAUGAUCCGCCGGGCUCAGGGCUACCGGGCCAUCACCGCCUACCUACCGGACUCCAGCGUGGCUGGCAUCAGCCUCUGAACCAUGGACUGCUGCGCUUUGCUGACCGCUGCUGACUGCUGCUAGUCCUGGCCCAGCCUGGCCCGGCCCGGCCCAGGGCUUUCUUCCCUCCAAUCCGGAGAUUUUUAAAAUGUAUUUAGCGGAUUCUCUAAUCUCAAAGCAGAUGUGUUGAAAACAACACGUAGCGUGUUAUUUUUAAUACAUCCAUGUGUCCAACUAAUUUUUUGAGUUACUUUUGACACAAACAAUGCAUUUUUAAUGCAAAGAUGUGUUCUAAUUACUGGGUCUGUUUCAGAGAUUUGCUGUGGUCUUUUGGCCUGAUACAAAAGCAAAAAGUGUUCGUCAUUUUUGAGAGCGCAGCACUUAGAGUCUUGCUCAGUCUAGGUUACGUUCAGAUUGCAGGUAAAAGUGGCCUGAAUUCUAUUUACUGCCCAAAUCUGAUUUUGUUAUUUGGUUGUUCACGUUAUCUUUUUAACCUCUUAUUCUCCAGGGUAUAUUUUGGUUUGUCCAUCUGAAUUCACAUGACCAAAUCGUAAGGCAAAUUAUUCAGUAACUGCAUGAAAUAAAUGUACAUUUUUAUUUUAUUUAUUUAUUUAUUUUUUAAAGUUCCCCUCAAAUUAACAGAACAUGUGUUUUAUGAUCAUAAACAUAUUGCUAUAUGCUUACAAUUUACUGUUGAAAGCCAAAAAUCUUAGACGCUCUUUGUAUUAUUUUAUAAAAAUAAUUUUUACAGAGCAGAUCACCGAAGAGACGCCAUCUGUUUAUAGUUUGUAGCUCAGAUUUGUGGAAAAAUGGGUCGACUUUCAGUAGACAAAAAAAAAUCAGCUUCUUUUACUAUAAGGGUUUAAAAUUACAUCACCCAUCUAUUUGACUGGAAAGAAGACAGUUACAGCCCUCAUAUGACCCCCACUUUUGGAAUGUAGCUUAUGAAAUAUGAAAGUUAUGAAGAAUAUGACAAAGUGCAUUUUGAGAUGAAUAGUAUCUGACAUCAGUCUGAACAGAUUACGCUCCUGAACUGACUUGCAUGUGUGAAAGAACACUGAUCCUCCCGGGACACUCAUCUGAGAUUAACAGAUUUUCCUUUCAGACAACACUGAACUUUAACAUGUGCUUAUUUAUUUAUGACACUCCUGCCUUUCUCUUUUAUCUUUUAAAGAGAAACAUGUAAAGCGUAACCAUAGUAACAGGAGUUUAGAUGAUGUUGCACACAAAAUUAUGAUUAAGAUAGAGUUAGAUUGAUGUAAAUAUCACAUGAAUUCAAACAGAAGUCAAUAUCAGAUAUUGAUCAGAUUUCAGUAUGGCAUAUGAAAGGCUACGUUCACAUUACCAGGCUGAAUGUGACACAGAUCUGAUGUUUUCAAAUCAGAUCCGAGCCACUUUCAUAUGUGGUCCUAGAUCGAAUACUUAUCUGAUUUGUGGCCGUGGAAUCUUAAUGAAAAUGCUCCGAUCGGAAUUCAUGUGUUUUGUUAAGUGAGUCACUUACCUACACAAAUGUGAACAAUUGAGUUAGAAAGGUCCGAGCAAAAAAAACAGAACUGAGCAAUGAGGCUUGUAAUGUGAACGUAGCCAAAGUGGCCCAAAUCUGAAUUGAGUGUCAGAUUGAGUGUUUUUUGCUGUUUACAUGCACUCAAUAAUCCGAUCAUAAUUGGAUUUCUGCAGUUAUCUGAUUAUUUAAAGUGUCAUGUAAAUAGCAUAUUCAAAAUUUCUUAGAUAAAAAAUCUGAUAAAAAUAGCUGGAUUUUAGCUCAGUAAUCGGAUUUCUCAGUGCAUGUACACUCUUACUCUGAUUUCUUUCGGAUUUCGUGAGACGGCAGCAAAACACUUUUGCAGCGACGCUGAAACCAAAUACAUGCUUUACGAAAUAAAGGAUUUAAAUAUUUUUCAUCUUCUAGAUGAUGUAUGUUCAUAUUUUCAGGUAAAGUCGUGCGAUGUUAAAAAAAAACAACGUCUGAAGUUUUUCAUUAAGUUUAUGUCACGUCUUAUUCCGUUAGUUUGUUGGCUGGUUGCAAAGCAGAAAUCUGAUUACUGCCUGAUUCACGUGGACCUGGAGUUUUCCUGUUAUCUGAUUACUCAAGGGCAUGUAAACACGUUGAUCAGAUUACUGACAAAAUUACUGAUUUUCUGCAGUUAUCGGAUUAUUAAGUGCAUGUAAACACACUCACUGUCACACAAAAACAAAUCACAUAUGAAGAAAAAAGGGCAUGGAGAAGAUCGGAUAUGGGCCACUUUUACCUGCAUUGUGAACGUAGCUUUAUUGGUGAAAAAGAUAUUUGUCUUUUGUUGCACUAAUAUCAGCACACAUGACAUAGCAGGGCAAUUCCUUCUGCCGUCGAGCACCCACUGGACAAACACCAAAGCUUCGUGACGCCCACGUCCACGUCUACCAUUGUAAACUUUUAGGGAAAACGUGCAAUGCUUCACAUAACGUGAAAAGACUCUUUACUGUAUCUUCAAAAGAAUGUUUUUAAGCUGUAGUGCUUUGGGCUACUUGAAUAUACUGUAGCAGGUGGAACGAUGCCGAAUAUUUCUUUUAACUGUCACGACUCAAAUGAAGCUGACUUUUAUGUUGCUGUGGGGCAAAAAAGAAAAAAUGAUCAGAGCACCUCAAUCCAUUGACUUCCACACACACACAUGCUGCAGUGCUACUGUCUGAAAGACCCGGAUGCCAAGGAAAGCCAUCCGAUACUUAAUGAAGAUGUAAUUGUACUAACUGUUUGCUUCCUACUGUCCACUGGUUGCUUAUAGGAGAUUUAUUUAUAUUCUCAAGAAAUCAACAUGCUUUGGAUCGUAUAGUUUUAUAGAAUGAAGAUAUGUUCCUUUGAAAUGGCCAAGCAUGCAAAUCUAUGUACUAUAAGAGGAGAUAGAAAUAUUUAUGAAUAUAAAGAAACUAUUUUAACUGAAGGUUGCAUUUGUACAAAGUACUAAGAGUGGAGCCGAUGCUUGUUACGUUGUGUUUUUUAUUGUUCUGUUUUGCUGUUCGACUCUGCAGGCCUGUGCAUGGCACAGACAUGCAACGCUUUUUUGAGAGAUGACAAAGUCUUUAUCUUGUAAAUAAUGUUUCUGAGUUGUGCUUUGAGUUGUUCUUGAAACUUCUGUUACACAAUAAAUCGUUGAAUACUGGUGAAACCAUCCUGCAUUAA